Messenger RNA from Closterium sp. Naga37s-1, 2412 nucleotides. NCBI's taxonomy places the organism in Eukaryota, Viridiplantae, Streptophyta, Zygnematophyceae, Desmidiales, Closteriaceae. The record is from the annotation of a GenBank genome assembly.
AUGGGGUCUGCUUACAAUCCUUCCGCCUACUACAAUUCACAGCACCACCAGCAGCAGCAGCAGCAACCGCCGCAGCAGCCGUCGGCUGGUUCCCAGGCGAACACCCGACAGUUUCUGAACGGAAUUUUGGAGCAGAGAGGUCCGGGGGCUUUGCCUUAUAACGAGGGCGACAAGUGGCUUAUCCGCGAACAGCUGGCGUUCACUACUCAGACCUUCUCUGGUCUGCAGGUCCGUCCCGCCACGUUCACGCACAACGACGGGCGACAGGUGCAGCUAUUGCAGCUCGAAGGCACCAUACCUAUGUGGUACAAGGAGGUUAAGUACAAUAUCCCCAUCACCAUGUGGCUACUCGAGCAGUUCCCGCGCGCCGCUCCCCUCGUUUAUGUCACGCCCACGCGGGAUAUGAUCAUACGGCCGAAUCACUCGCACGUGAACGCCUCGGGAUUGGUCGACGUGCCGUUUCUGCGCGAGUGGGUGUACCAGCGCUCGACUGUAGUCGACCUGUUGCAAGUUUUGUCGGUCAUGUUCGGGCAGGAGCCGCCGCUGUACUCCCGCCAGCCCGCGCAUGCGGCGGCUGCGACGCAGGCGCGCCCGCCAGGUGCGCGGACCGGCGGCCCUGGCGGAGGAGAUGUCCGCGCACAGCAGCAGCAUCACCAACAACCGCAACACCAUCAGCAACAGAUGUCACCUACUCCACAAGUGUUUUCCGGCGGUGCUGCCCCCGCCCCCUUAUCCCCGGCCUUCCAGGGCACUAAUCCCAUGCACAUGCACGGUCCCCCUUCCUCGGGUUUAGAUGGUGCGCGGAUUGGGCCAGCAGGGCCGGGCGGGAGAGAGAGAGGCAUCAGCGGAAGCGGCAGUGGUGGUGGUGGAGGGGGAGUGGUGGGAGGAGGGGUCGGUGCGUACGCGCAGCAGCAGCAGCAUCAGCAGCAGCAACAUCAGCAACAGCAGCAACAGCAACAGCAACAGCAGCAGCAGCAGUACGGGCAGUAUAAGGGAACGUUUGCACGGUCUGGUGCUGCCCCGACAGGAGGCGCAGCAGCAGGCGCAGCAGGAGCAGCGCCGACAGCAGGAGGCACAGGGGGAGCGGGAGGCGCGGCGGUAAGAAGCGCGUCCGGACAGGGAGCAGGCGCAGGAGGCGCUGGAGCAGCAGCAGCAGCAGGGGCGGCCGCGGCGGCGGCGGCGGCAGGGAGAGCAGAAUCUGGGAAGAGCAAGGGCGAGGAGGCGAAGGAGGUGUUUAGAAAGGCGGCUGUUAUAUCCCUGUCGGUGCAGCUGAGCGCGGACGUGAGUGAGAGCUUGCAGACGGCGAAUCGGCUGAUGGAGGAGCAGCUGGGGCUGCAGCAGAUGCUGGGCGCGCGCAAGGAGCAGGCCAGCGGGGUGGUGAGGGAGCUCGAGCGGGAGAAGCAGGCGCUGGAGGAGUCGCUGCAGGUGAGAGGGAGGGAGUUUGGGGUGGUUGGGAACGGUGCUGCAGCUGGAGGGGCCGGUGGUAAGCCCUGCGAUUCUCUCUCGGCUCAGCUGCUCAAGCACACGGCAGCAGACCUAGCUAUAGAAGACGUGCUUUACUCCCUAGACCGGGCCCUUCAGGAGGAGCGGGGGCACGAUGAGUACGACCCUUCAUCUGCCAACUCGCGCCGGCGAAUCCUGACCGUUGAUGCGUACCUGAGGCAUGUGAGGAUCUUGGCCAAGGAGCAGUUCCUGCAGCGGGCAACGGCGCUGAAAGUGCAAGCAGUGCAGAGGAUUUUCUCCCUGUCGCCUUUCCCAUCGUCGUCCUCGUCGACGGUUGCUCUCUCCCUGAAAUGCCCGCCUCCUAACGCCUUUCUUCUCUCCCCUCCCAUCGCCUGCUCGCUCUCCCUCCCGUCGCCUUCUUCUCUCCCCUUGGUCGCCUGCUCGCUCUCCCUCCCGUCACCUUCUUCUCUCCCCUCCCGUCGCCUUCGCGCUCUCUCCCCCGUUGCCUUGGCGAUCUCCCUCCCGUCGACUGCGCGCUCUCCCUCCCGUCGCCUUCGCGCUCUCUCCCUCGUGGCCUUCUCGCUCUCCGUCCCAUCGCAUGGGCGCUCUCCCUCCCGUCGCCCUUGCAAUUUCCCCUCUCUUCCCGUCGCCCACUUCAUCUCCUAUCGCUCACGUCCUCCCUUCCCGUCGGCAUCGCGCUCACGUUCCUCCCUCCACUCGACAUCGCCCUCACGUCCUCCCGUCCCACCCCAUCGUUCGCCUCCUCUCUCCCAUCCCGUCGUUCACCUCUUCUCCCCUCCCACCCCAUCGUUCGCUUCCUCUCCCCUCCCAUCCCGUCGUUCGCCUCCUCUCCCCUCCCAUCCCGUCGUUCCUCCUCUCUCCCCUUUCUUCCCGUCGCUUUUGCACUCUCCCCUCCCAUCCGCUGGUUAUUACCUUGCCAAACUUAUUUUCUCCACCCUUUUUUUUUAA